AUGCCACCGCGGCACUUGUCUUUGCCCGCGAACCAACGAUUCUGGAGGCCGUGGUUAACCGGGAGCGUCCGUCUGACAAUGGAUUCUGAAUUAUCACACAGUGUGGUUGGGAGCUAUCUUAACCCCCCGGAAAGAACGUGUCUUCCAUCAUUCACACAGAAUGAAGCACUUCAGAAUUACCACCCUGGGAACUCUCCUAAAAUGUUUAAUAGUCCAAACAACCAAGCACUUGUUUCAGCAUUAAAAACUCUCCAGGAAAAGAUUCGUCGUCUCGAGCUGGAGAGGACGCAGGCUGAAGACAACCUGAACCUUCUGUCCAGAGAAGCAGCGCAGUAUAAGAAGGCCCUGGAGGUGGAGACCAGCGAGAGGGACCUGGCACACCAGGAGCUGAUUAAGCAGAAGAAAGAUAUAAGCAUACAGUUAAGCUCCGCCCAGUCUCGUUGUAUUCUUCUAGAGAAGCAAUUGGAAUAUACAAAGAGAAUGGUUCUCAAUGUAGAACGAGAAAAGACUAUGAUCCUAGAACAGCAGGCCCAGCUUCAAAAGGAAAAAGAACAAGAUCAGAUGAAGCUUCACGCUAAGCUUGAAAAGCUCCAUGUCUUAGAAAAAGAGUGCUUGAGACUGACGGCGACUCAGCAGACUGCGGAGGAUAAGAUUAAAUAUCUAGAAGAAAAACUAAAGGAGGAGGAGCAUCAGCGCAGGCUGUUUCAAGACAAAGCGUGUGAGCUUCAAACUGGAUUUGAAAUCAGCAAAAUUUUAAUGUCCACAGUUUCGAAUUCAAAGCAUUGUAAGGAAAAGAAGAAACUACCAAAGAAAACGAACUGUUUAAAGAGAUCGCCACCUCAGCAAGCGGACCACAAGUUUAGAGCACCGGCUUUUGAGAGAGGGAAGAUGGUGUAUCCCUGUGGGCUAGAUGACCUUCAGAAACCUGUUCUAGCCACUGAAGCAUGGUGUCUCUCUAAGCCUUUCAGAAUGACUGCCCAGACUAGAGCUAACUCUCAUAGCUCAGGAGAGCCUGUUUCCAUUUGUGACAGUUUGUCUGAACUCUUGAUGACAAUGCAAGCCGAGCUGGACCAAAUGAAUAUGGAGCACAGGGAGCUCCUGAGACAAAUGAUGCAGACUGAGAGCCAUUCCAUCUCUGAGGACAUAGAGCACGAGCUGGAGCAAUUAGUCAAGAAGAUGGACAGCAAAGGAGACCAGAUCUCCAAACUCAAGAAGCAUCGGGACAGUGUCCGUAAACUGCAGGAAAGAGUUGAGAACUCAAGGAUAAAUGAAUCUUCAGGUAUUCAUGGCAACCCUAAAGGAUCAAAGAACUUGAAAACUAGUCCCCGGAAAUGUGUGAGUGAGACCAGUGCUUUUCAGAGGGACAGCGGCUUUCAGCCAGUGCAGGUUCACAGCCUGCAGACAAAGCUGCGGCGGGACGACAUCACGUGGGAACAGUGACCACCGCAAACUGUCUGUCCGUAAAUGAAGCUCGCCAGUGAGACCUCACGCCGGCUCCGUGGUUUUUAUUUCAUGUGCUCUUGGGAACCCUUGAAUUAUGUUUCUGGCUGCUAUAAAAUAUGAAGCUGUACAUUUUCAGGAUAAUGGCUAAUAACCUAGUGACCUCCAGGGUCCCCGGAACAUAGAUGACUGCUAUUCGCUGUUGUUAACCCGAGGCCCUGGCCCCAUCACGCUCUUUAGAAGCAUUCACUGUGCAGCCCCGUAAGGUGAAUCCAAGAAGCUGUACUGAGUGGAUACUCACUAGAAUCAUGUUACUCUGACAUGUGGGUACCAUUCCACAGUCUGAUUUAUGCAGGCUGUCCCCUGUAGAUCCACACGGAAUGAACAGAAGCCUGGAACUGCCGCCUUUCCUUGUUUGACAUCUCAGCAGUGUUCUUGUUUGUUCUGUUUGGAAAGGAAAAACACAGUAAUUGUGCAGUUUUGUGAGAACACAGUAAUUGUGCAGUUUUGUGAGAAUGACCUUAACUAAGCUUUGAUAUGACAGCCACAAAAUGAGAUGCAUAACUGACUCCCUUGAAGACUAUUAAUUCAUCUUUCUUCCUCUGCCCGCUCGUUCUCCUUUACAACCCGCUAACCCUUUAAACUCCAACAGUUGGUUUUGUCGUACUCUUUUAUAACUUCCUGGUCUUUUCAUUCAUGUUACAUGUGAUUUAUAUCCAUAUAUGACAAUGGAGAUGCCUAGGACCCAAGAAGGCAAUGGGAUUCUGUAAGAAGGUAGGCAUUUAACUGACGGUAUCACAGGAGAAGAUGGAUUAGGUAAAUGCGGGGUCUCCUUCUGUACUUUAAAAUCAGUGAUGUCGCAAUGGAUUUCUUUGUUGUAUACACAUGUUACAUAAUAAAUUUAUACUUUUUGCCUUUCCUAAAA
Messenger RNA from Grammomys surdaster, 2365 nucleotides. It is a transcript of the gene Cep57l1, whose product is annotated as centrosomal protein 57 like 1. Lineage: Eukaryota; Metazoa; Chordata; Mammalia; Rodentia; Muridae. Gene Ontology annotation, molecular function: gamma-tubulin binding; microtubule binding; identical protein binding. Gene Ontology annotation, cellular component: centrosome. The record is from RefSeq and is a predicted model, not a curated record.